UAGUAGAAGUGGAGGAAAUAUGUGUCUGUGCUUCUGCGAUCAUUUCCAGUUUUUGACCUGCAUUUUGUCACGAUGCGGGCAACAGUCUCGGUAAUGGUGAUUGUUAUCGGCCUGAUAGGUUAUUAUGUGUACGUCCCAAUUCCCAACACGGUUUCUGAACCCUGGAAACUGAUGCUCUUAGAUGCGACGUUCAGAGGAGUACAGGAUAUGUGUCAUCUGGUGCAGCAAGUAGGACUUGGUCAUCACCUCAAGGCUCUGAAUUUUGUCAUUACAAUGUUUGAGAUGCUUGCCCCUCAAUCAAGUGAAACAGUUGAAGUUUCGGAUACAUCAUUUGAUGGAGUGCAAGUCAGAGUGUUUGAACCCCAGAAGGUCGAUGGUGAACUAAAGCGAAGUAUUAUUUACAUACACGGUGGAGGUUGGGCUUUAGGAAGUGCAAGAAUGCGAUCAUAUGAUCACCUUUGUCGGAAGAUGGCAAAAGAUAUGAAUGCUGUUCUUGUCUCUAUUGAAUACCGUCUUGUACCAGAAGUUCAUUUUCCUGAGCAGUUAAAUGAUGUUUACAGUGCUACCAAGUAUUUCCUACAGCCUGAGGUUUUGUCCCAGUAUUCAGUGGAUCCAAAUCGAAUUGCAGUAUCUGGUGACAGUGCUGGAGGAAACUUAGCUGCUGCUGUAACCCAGCAGCUUGUUGUGGACAGCAGUAUCAAAUUCCAGCUCAAGCUUCAAGCUCUUAUAUAUCCAGUACUUCAAGCUCUUGACUUCAAUACUCCGUCCUACCAACAGAAUAUGGCUACACCUAUCCUAUACAAACAUGUCAUGGCCCGUUUUUGGCUAGAGUAUCUGAAUGGUGACCCAAGUUUUGUGCAGGCAAUGUUGGUGAACAACCACACUGCUUCAAACCUAAGUCAGUUGACUUCUGUCCGUGCUCACUUAAACUGGACAAACCUUCUACCACAAUCUCUUAUAAAAAACUACAAACCUGUUAUCCAGGUAAUGGGAAGUCCACAGGUUAUAAAGGCAUUGCCAGCAUUACUGGACCCGAGAGCAGCUCCAUUAAUUGCAGAUAAAGGAAUUCUGCAGUUAUUACCAAGAGCCUACAUCUUGACCUGUGAACAUGAUAUUUUAAGAGAUGAUGGAAUAAUGUAUGCAAAGCGUUUAGAAGAUGCUGGAAUAGAAGUGACUCUUGACCAUUAUGAAGAUGGAUUUCAUGGCGCCAUGAUAUUUGCACUUCCACCUACCAAUUUUGAUGUUGGAAACAGAAUCAUGAACAACUAUAUAAACUGGUUGGACAAAAAUUUGUAAACCUUUUAAUUGGGGUUGGGAAGUUGCAAUAAUAAAUGUUGUUGACUGCAAGCCAGUCUUUUAAAAUAAACCUACAUAUUUAUGCAAUGCAACAAACCAAUGCAAAUUUGUAUUCUAGAAUUACUGAAACUCUUGUUGGGAUUGAUCAGAUUGCAUGAAUAUUCUCAGUACUACUACAGAUCUUGUGUAAGAUAGGCAGAAAUUGCUUUGUUAACUCUUGGUAAGGUUUUAAAUAAUCACUAAGAUUUAUUUGUGUGUAAAGAAAUCUUCAUUAAAUCAGCAAUGUUUUGGGAUAAUCUUCAUUGUUAAUGGUGGAGUCUGCCUUUUAGGCAAACUGAAAAUUAAGAAUCCUUUUAAUAUAUAAAGGCUAUUUGUGAUCAGUGACAGUAUAGAGAUUUACCAUAUGUGUAUUUGAAUAACAAAAAAUAAUCAAACCAGGAGAGUUAUUUGAAAUGCUGGAACUGCAGUAGAACUCCCACAAGUUCAAAUUUAACAGGAUCAAAAUAAUUCUUUAGAUUUUAAAAGAACUAGCCUGAUGCAUGCUCCAGAUGAAAAUUUACUUGAAAUGAACUUGACUACUUCCUGUAACAGUUUAAAUGCAAAAUCCACCAAUUAUGUUGACUAGCUACUAAUUGAAGUUAUAGAUUAUGAUAAACCUCGACACUUUUUUUUCAAAUGCCAAAAAUACUCAUCUUCUCAUUAACAACCUAUACAGUGUCUGUCAGAAAUGACAUUUCCUUGUCUAGUAAGUUAACACCCACUUUUCAAGGAUCUUUCACUGCAGUGGGAUCUGUGGUGGAAUAUGCUGUAAUUCAUUCUUUUUUAAAAUGGCAGUUAAAAGCUUUCUAAACAGAAAAUUCUCCCCAGAAAUUGAGUAAUUUCAAGAUACUAAUCUCAUUCAAUGUUUCAACUGACUUAACAACCACUGAAAGUCCACCAUUUUGUUCUGCACCCAAACCACCUGGUAAGAUUUAUGCUUUGAAAUCACCUUUUGCACGUUCAGUAUCCUCUCUUUUCAACUUUUUCCAUCACAGUAUACAAUAUUUUUAUCUUGGUAAUAUUUGAAAUGGAUUUAUCAGGACUAUAUUACAGUAUUCAAUUAUUUUAUUGUUUAAUCAGUCAUACUAAAAAACAGUAUAUUUAGCAAUGUAUUGUGAGUUUGUUUGCUCUAAAUUGUUUUGUAAUACUCUACUCUUCUGAUCAUGCUGAUACGCUGUUUUAAAAAUGAUCAACUAAUUUGCUGUUUGGAAAAAUGUUUAUAGUGUUAGUUGUUUGGUAAAACAGUGGUGUUACACAAUUCCACUGGGCUUUGAAUGGGUGCAAGUUCUCUAUGUUUAAUACUCAGGAAGGCCAUCUUGGUGGCAAUGGUUGCCUUUGUGACAAUUGCGCUAUCUGUGCCUCAUAUAUGCACAUAAAAGAUCACUGGCUAUUGCAAGUUAAUUAGUUGCAGUUAAUUAGUGUAACUGAAAACCUGUACUAUAUAAAGUUUAUUGUUUACUGCCACUGAGACUAAUUCAUGUUAAGGUUACACAGCUUAGAACAGGUUUGGUACUGUUCUUGCUCAUUUAACCAUUUUCUUUACCUCCCCUCGCUGCACCCCACUCCACCCUCCAUAUCAUUUCCUCACCUUCUGAAAGCAGUGACUCAUUCCAGUAUUAACAGGGACAAUACAAUCAAGCUGAUCAUUUCCCCACCUGAUGCUCAUGGAUAUCUAUAAGUCGCUUCCUAUUGUCGAGGAGACUGGGGUCGAAACAUUUUUGAUAAUUUUUGACUUAAGUUUAAUUGUGAUAUCUUCCUUGACUUUAAAGAUCAGAGUCAUUAUGUGAGCAGUCUACUGCAUAGGCUUAGGUCUUCAGGCAGUUUUAAAUCAACUUUUAAUUAUCACUUGAACUAUACAUCAGCAUAUUGAAACUGAUUAAAAACCGUGAAAGAAAUUGAAAUUGCUGAGGAAAGUCAACAGUCUGGGAUUAUCAGUGGAGAGAAAGAAAAAAAGUUAACAUAUUUUGAGUCCGGUGACCCUUCUUCAGAACAACAUUUUUGAAAAGACGUCAGUGUUUGUUUUAGCAGUUAGACUUCUUGACAAAACAAACUUGGGUGUGGUAAAUCCCUAAAUUAGAUUUACAUUUUGUUCGGAAUUCCUAGUUUGGACAUGUAAUAUUUCCCUUUAGGAUGGGAUUACAUUGGGAAACAUGAUUUAUGGACAAGUGAAGUACAAAUAUUAAACAGCUAGUCAAACUCAGUGGCUAACAGUAAAACAGUAUUACAAUGCUAAAUUUGACCACUUUGGUUGGAAACAGAUAAAAUAUUAAAAUUGAUAAAAAUGUAAAUGCAGUUUAGAAGUAAAGUCUCUCUAUAUAUAAUGAUUUAUUAUCAGUUUAAUGUAACUGUUUACAUUUGUACCAACCACAUGCAGCAAUGAAGCUUUUGGUGUUAUUUGGUUUAACUACCAAGAAAAAAAACAAUUAUUUUAAGUAACUAUUGAAAGUAUUGUACAGUAUCAAGUAUGUAAGAAAGAUAUCAUUGCAACUUGCCUCUGGUUAUAUUAUUUGAAAAUUAUAUUCAACUUUAUAAAUUAAUGACAGGACAUGAGUUCCAACAGAACAAUAUAAGCAAACUAAUUGUGUGAGUUUUUUUGAAUGAGCUAUCUAUAUAAUUCAAGCACAUGUACGAUAUUAGAAAGUUUGCUACCUUCACAUUCCCAAGAUUGUGUAAUCUUGUUUGAAUAUUGGAUAUAUGUUGAAAAUUGAGGAUCAUGUUUCCACCUUAAAAUUUUUGAGCUCCUUAAGAUGAUUCUAUAGAUGAAGACCCAUCCAGUCACUUGAGCUGUCCGGACAAAUUAUUUUAAGUGGACAGGGUUCAAUAAAUUAAUUCCAUCUCUUUAAACUAGAUAGUUUGUUCAGACAAGCGAUCAGUGAAUCCCACAGUCAGACACAUGGUCAUUUAGACUUUACCAUUUAUUAUUUAAAAUGUCAUUUUAAUAAGAGGUCACUUCAAUUUUUUAAAUGGUAAUAGCAACAAAAGACAAAACUCUGCUCAAACAGGUGGAAAGUAGCUGGACAAUGGACAAAAUUUAAAUCUUUCCUUUUCCCAAAAGAGCCAAAUGUGAGUUGAAAAUUUAUGCAAUUGGAAUUAGAGUUUUCCAUUUGACUGUGUAUAUGUGCUGUGAGUUACUGUAUUAAAACUUUUCAUUUUUCGUUUAUUGUAUUGUGGCUCUACGCAAUGUAACGUGCACUUUA
This is a messenger RNA of Hemiscyllium ocellatum (epaulette shark), 4532 nucleotides long. Its product is annotated as neutral cholesterol ester hydrolase 1-like. Gene Ontology annotation, cellular component: membrane. Gene Ontology annotation, molecular function: carboxylic ester hydrolase activity. The transcript has 5 exons. The record is from RefSeq and is a predicted model, not a curated record. NCBI's taxonomy places the organism in Eukaryota, Metazoa, Chordata, Chondrichthyes, Orectolobiformes, Hemiscylliidae. Bases 73 to 1296 code for a protein of 407 amino acids.